Messenger RNA from Cydia amplana, 1314 nucleotides. It is a transcript of the gene dco, whose product is annotated as casein kinase I. Gene Ontology annotation, cellular component: cytoplasm; nucleus. Gene Ontology annotation, biological process: positive regulation of proteasomal ubiquitin-dependent protein catabolic process; endocytosis; signal transduction. Gene Ontology annotation, molecular function: ATP binding; protein serine/threonine kinase activity. The coding region runs from base 289 to 1314 and encodes 341 amino acids. The record is from RefSeq and is a predicted model, not a curated record. NCBI's taxonomy places the organism in Eukaryota, Metazoa, Arthropoda, Insecta, Lepidoptera, Tortricidae. The transcript is spliced from 8 exons.
GAGCGUAGAUAAAAAUUAAAUUCCUCAUGUGCGUGUGUAGGUAGAAUAGGUUCAAUCUAAAUUUUAUAAGUAAUUUGUAUAAUAAAGAAAGAUUUAACUUUGUUGGUGCGUUAUUCUAUAUAUUUUUUGACAUCAAAGGAUUGCGAAGAAAUACAAUCUGCAACAAAUUCCACCCAAGAUUACUGAGUUCACCUGAAUACAGAUCUGCGUCUAUCGCAAUAUGGCCGUCCUGUAAUGAUUCGGUGGUCAGUGAUAUUAUUGUGAUUUCAUCUCCUACGAACAAUCAACAUGGAACUGCGAGUCGGUAACAAAUACCGACUGGGUCGUAAGAUCGGUUCGGGGUCUUUUGGAGAUAUAUACCUUGGCACCAAUAUUGUAACUAGAGAAGAGGUAGCUAUCAAAUUAGAAUGCAUCAAGACAAGGCAUCCACAACUACACAUAGAAAGCAAAUUUUACAAACUAAUGCAAGGAGGAAUUGGUAUUCCUGCUAUCAAAUGGUGUGGUUCAGAAGGAGACUACAAUGUAAUGGUAAUGGAGCUGCUAGGCCCAUCCUUAGAAGACUUGUUUAACUUCUGCUCUCGCCGGUUCUCCCUCAAGACUGUUCUCCUCUUAGCUGAUCAGCUGAUUACCCGUAUUGAAGACAUACAUUACAGGAAUUUCAUCCAUAGAGAUAUCAAACCAGAUAACUUUUUGAUGGGAUUAGGUAAAAAAGGGAAUUUAGUGUAUAUAAUAGAUUUCGGCUUAGCAAAGAAGUACAAAGACCCACGCACUCUGCAGCAUAUUCCAUACAGAGAAAACAAGAACUUAACAGGUACCGCGAGGUAUGCAUCCAUCAACACUCACCUGGGCAUCGAGCAGUCGCGCCGCGACGACCUGGAGUCACUGGGCUACGUGCUCAUGUACUUCAACCGCGGCAGUCUGCCCUGGCAGGGGCUCAAGGCCGCCACCAAGCGCCAGAAGUAUGAGAGAAUAUCCGAGAAGAAACUGUCCACACCCUUUGACGAGCUAUGUAAAAACCACCCGAUCGAGUUCCAGCUAUACCUGAAGUACUGUCGGCGGCUGCGCUUUGAGGAGCGGCCCGACUACAGCCACCUGCGGCAGCUGUUCCGCACGCUGUUCCACCGGCAGGGCUUCACCUACGACUAUGUGUUCGACUGGAAUAUGCUCAAGUUCGGGGGCCAACGCGGCAACUACCAGGCUGCAGCCAAUGACCGCACGCUUCGCCGUCAUGAACCAAAUCAAGAACAAGAAACAACGGCGGGCGCGGCGGGGCAGCCCAGCACGACGGUGGCGGCCGUGUCCGAGUGGCGGUGA